This is a messenger RNA of Ogataea philodendri, 272 nucleotides long. RefSeq lists its product as uncharacterized. NCBI's taxonomy places the organism in Eukaryota, Fungi, Ascomycota, Pichiomycetes, Pichiales, Pichiaceae. The transcript has a single exon. Gene Ontology annotation, cellular component: intracellular anatomical structure; spliceosomal complex. The record is from RefSeq and is a predicted model, not a curated record. Gene Ontology annotation, molecular function: RNA binding. The annotation marks the transcript as partial.
AGAAAUUCUACGUUCAAACUUGUCAUCAACCGUUUUGGAGUUAAAGAAACUAGGUAUCGAUGACUUGGUCCAUUUCGAUUUCAUGGACCCACCAGCUCCAGAGACAAUGAUGAGAGCGUUGGAAGAACUAAAUUAUCUUGCCUGUCUUGAUGACGAAGGUAAUCUGACCGCCUUAGGUAGACUUGCAUCACAAUUCCCAUUGGAUCCAAUGCUGGCUGUAAUGCUAAUUGGUGCUUUUGAAUUCAAGUGUUCCCAGGAGAUAUUAACAAUUG